UUGGCAACGGAAGUGGAGUGUUACUUUUGCGGAUAACUUCCUUGACCGAAGCUAACGGUAAAUGCAGCUGUUUUAACGCAAAAAUGUCGACUUGUUGCGUGUUUGCUUGUAAAUACCGACGCACCCCAGGCAGCAACAUCAAAUUAUACAGAAUACCGGCUGGUUCUCGGCCGUAUCACGCCAACAGGAGGCGGUUAUGGCUAGAAGCAAUACAACGAGCGAACGGCAGCACGGAGCCAAUCAAAGACACCGCUCGUGUUUGUAGUGCUCAUUUCAUUUCAGGAGAGGUCUCUAUGGACUAUGGCAUGCCCGACUUUGUGCCUUCAGUAUUUUCAUACACUGAACCGUGCCCGCCCCCCAAGAAAAGAGUGAAAAGGUUUUACGGUCGUAGACAAAGGCUCCACCGUGCAGCCAAAAUGAGACCAGAGGAAAAAACUACUCCUCCUGAAGUCGAUUCUCCUGAGGACCUCCAAUCCUCUGUUUUGAUGGAAACUGAAAGUGAACUUUCAAUGGAAACGCAGAUUCUGUCAACCCCAUCAGUGCCAAAGGAAGAAGAAACAUCGACUAUAGAGGCUGAGAAUGACACCAAAACCAUCCAAUUGCAAACAUCCAACACAAACAUGCCGUCGCCAUCCUGUAAAGUACCAGCAGACAUCGCAAAACUAGUCACGAGGAGUCCCAUUGUGCUUCUAAAGCCCAUAGUUUCACUAGCAGGUGGCUUUCAGUGUGAACAGUGUAAUCUCACCUUCCCCGAUGCAUCACAGCUUGUAAAUCACAAACAGCAGCAUGAAGAACAGAAGUCGUUAAUCUGUGAAGUUGGUGCGAAGUGCCUCACAAGUGAGGCAGAUCUCACCGAGCACCAUGCUGUCCAUGAGGAAGAGCCUUACUUUUCAUGUAACAUUUGUGAUCGAUCUUUUCCUUCAAAUCAGAGUCUCAAGCGUCACAAGCUGCUCCAUGUUAAAGAUGGCAGGAAGUGCCUCACUUGUGGUGCACUGUUUUGUCGCCAUCCCAGACACUUUUCAUUCCUGCCAAAGAUCGAGUGUAAGACAGGGUCUGAGGAGGAGUCUUCCGUCAUUGAGCCACAACAUGUAGGAAGUGACUUGAUCCCAGAAAGCGGUCUGCCAAAUAAGCUAGAGCCAAGCCAGACGACUGAGGAGUCUGUGCCUGAUGAUGCUCAGAGCUCACAGACAUUUACGCUUCUACUGACUUCUUCUACCUCAAUUCUUGCAGCUACACCUCCAAUCCCUGAAUUUUCACCUGCUGCUACACCUCCAAUGCCUGAAUUUUCACCUGAGACCCUUGUGGUGCCCAAUCCAGCCCCAAACACAAGAAUUGUACCUAACAUUCGUACACCGGUGCUGCUGAAAUCCUCCUCUAUGCCUCCUCCAAUCCCUGCAAUGAUCAAAUAUAGGAAUCGAAGUACCCUGUUUCAACCUCGGUCAUUAAUGUCCACUUCUGAUCAGCCUCAAUGUCCAGAACUCCCACCCUCUCUGAAGGUCUUCUCACCUCAGUACCUCACCUCAGCCUUACUUGAGGUUAAGAGAAAUUACGAGUAUAUUUUCAGUAAGAGAAAGAAUGUUGAUAUUAAGCCUAUUGUGAAGGAGGAACCAGCUGAGCCAGUGAUGAUUUCUAAAAACGAGGAAACUGUCAAACAAGACAAAAAUGAGAGAAUUGCGUAUGACCUUGAGAUUGUUCUCUGAUCAAAGCAGGUGCAAAAUGAGUGUCUUUUUAAAACGCUAAGUCACUGUACUUCUGACUGACCUGUUUGCCUUAACUGAAAUGAUUCACAUUUCACUGCUGCUUACAGAAGGACUGGUUCUUUGUAUCAAAAAGUUAAUAAGCCAAUCCUGCAAACUCACCAGUGUGUUUGGUAGAUUUACUACUGAAAUAUUAUCUUUGUUAGGGAUGAUCGUUCUGUUGCACAAUGCCUUUCCCACCUUUAUAUGUAACAAUUAUGUUUUUUUGUUUUGUUUUUUAGUCUUCCUGUAAUGCACAUGCAUGUAUAUACUUCAAAUUAGGUCUGUGUAGUCAGUUUCAAAUUGAAAUCCCAAUGUGAAAAAUGCAGUUAUAACAUCACAAGUUUAAGAUAUACAUUAUGCGUAAACAUAGGAUAUAAAUUGUGCAGGGUUUGAACUGCCCUGGCAAUGGUUUUACAAAUUCAUGCUGUCAUCCUCGUAUCAACAGAUACAGUAAACACUGUAGUGUUUCCGUGGAGAAAUUUGAAAGGUAGUCACACUCUUUAUGAUAUCUCGUGAUGUUGCUCCAUCACAUUUUAAGUUUAUUAGAGUGAAUACUGAAUAGAAUCAUAAUUUAAAUUGCAUGAUCUGUCAGAAAAAUGACUUUUAGAUAUUUUUCCCACAUUAUUCAGCCCUACUGCAAGUAAUAGAGUCACAUUUCUCCCAGUUAGGCCAGUUUUAGUUCAGCACACUGAUAUAUUUUAUGCAAAUGUCUCGAAUUCUGCUCUUUAGUAUUUAGGAAGAGUUCUAUGAUUGAGCUUUUUCACAUUUUUCUUUGUCACUACUGUUUGAUAAGUUUUACUAUUUGAAUGAAUGUGACUGAAUGUAACUGACCUGGAUUGUAAAACUGCACCAGGUGGCAUUUAGGCUGCAGGCUAUAUCCUGUACUUGGCGGUUUUGUGGUCUAAUUGUCACUUUAGUCUGUGAGCAAAUGCACUGAAACAGGAACGAGCGUUCUCUAGCAUCAUAUGUGAUAAAAAUUGCCAGUGAAUACGCUACAUUUUCCAGUCUACGUCAGCUAACUGGAGACAAAGACAAUGUCUUCAUUUUUUCUUUGUUUUUUACUAUAUAAAUGUACUGUAUUUGUGCUGAAUGUCUGCUCAUAUAUAUACACACAUAAAGCAGUUCCAGUACUUGGUGUGCAGACUCUAUGAAGCAAGACCACAAGAUCACCGUCUUUGACAUGUUAAGUUUUUAAAAAUGAUUGUUAACAGAUCAGUUUGAUCAGAUUUUUUAAUCCACUUUAUAUGAGUUUCAGUCACUACAGCCUUAUGUGUGACAGUUUUAUUAAAUUGUAUCCAGAAUGUUGUCUUUGUCUCAUGGCCACUGUCAUAACAUUUGUGCUUUCAGUUACACUACAAGAGAUUAAAGCUAUUCCUUUAAAAUACACAAAUUGUAAAUGACAUGUUGUUGGCUGUGCCCAAUCUACUGACUAUAUCAAUUAAAACAGAUGCAUUGGAAUUGAGUAGACAUUAAACUGACUGACAACAAAGUCUUUGCAUUUUUAUUGCUGUGACGGUGCAUCCAUACAACACUGUGUGUUUGUUUGACUUUCAGUUGGACACACAAAGAGAGUUGAAAUAAUAGGCUGUACAAUAAGUCUUACAUAUGUUCUGUAUAUUGCAGUUGCUGAAAUAAAAAAGCUGAUACUAUAUUUGUUAGACUUUUCUUGACCUACGGGAUUCAUGGUGUAAAUAAUUUUGUGACCAAACCGUGAAAGAUUUGCAGGCCUGAAAGUGUCUUCGGCUUUAUCCUGAUGGUAACACGAAAGGGAUUGUGAAAUUGACCCAAAAAUGUCUGCCUACUUUCCUUGGACUGCCCUCUUAUCAGUGUGUCAUAUUAAAUUAAAAUCGCCUGCUUCCUCUGUGAGCUGCCAUACAAUCGGUUUGCACAUAAAAGCCCUCAGUACAAUGACAAUAAAGCGUUUUCAUGCUUUGAUUUCUUGA
This is a messenger RNA of Amphiprion ocellaris (clown anemonefish), 3682 nucleotides long. Its product is annotated as serendipity locus protein H-1-like. Lineage: Eukaryota; Metazoa; Chordata; Actinopteri; Pomacentridae. The record is from RefSeq and is a predicted model, not a curated record. Bases 84 to 1700 code for a protein of 538 amino acids. Gene Ontology annotation, cellular component: nucleus. The transcript has 4 exons.